Acinonyx jubatus (cheetah) is the source of this 4428-nucleotide messenger RNA. RefSeq names its product mitochondrial fission regulator 1 (gene MTFR1). The record is from RefSeq and is a predicted model, not a curated record. The transcript is spliced from 6 exons. Gene Ontology annotation, biological process: aerobic respiration; mitochondrial fission. Lineage: Eukaryota; Metazoa; Chordata; Mammalia; Carnivora; Felidae. Gene Ontology annotation, cellular component: mitochondrion. The coding region runs from base 2158 to 3039 and encodes 293 amino acids.
GGGAGGGGCAGAGAGAGAGAGAGAGAGAGAGAGAGGUAGACACACAAUUUGAAGCAAGCUCCAGUCUCUGAGCCAUCAGUGCAGAGUCUGAUGAAGGUCUCAAACUCACGAACGAAUGAGAUCAUGACCUGAGCCAAAGUCAGACGCUUAACACCCCCUGAGCCAAAGUCAGACGCUUAACCCCAGCUGAGCCACCCAGGUGCCUGUCAUUGUAAUUUUGAUUUUCAUUUCCCUGGUGAUGAGUGAUAUUGAGCAUCUUUGCAUGUGUCUAUUGGCCAUCUGUAUAUCUUCUUUGGAGAAAUGUCUGUUUGUAUCUUCUGCCCAUUUAAAAAAAAAAUUUUUUUUUAAACAUUUAUUCAUUUUUUGAUAGUGUGAGUGGGGGAGAGGCAGAGAGAGAGGGAGACACAGAAUCCAAAGCAAGCUCCAGGCUCUGAACCGACAGCACAGAGCCCGAUGCAGGGCUUGAACUCACGGACCGUGAGAUCAUGACCUGAGCUGAAGUCGGACACUUAACUGACUAAGCCACCCAGGCGCCCAUCUUCUGCCCAUUUUUAAUUAGACUAUUUGUUUUUUGGUUAUUGAGUUGUAUCAGCUCUUUACGUAUUUUGAUUGCCCUUUAUUGGAUAUGUCAUUUGCAAAUCUUCUCCCAUUCAGUGAGUUGCCUUUUAGUUGUGUUUGUUUCUUUUUGCUGUGCAGAAUCUUUUUAUUUUAUUCUGGUAGACCCUUCACAUUUACUUUUAAUUGAAGAAAAAUAAACUUUCCUUGGCCUUUUUAUACCUUUCAGAUGUGUACAUUUCAACCUUGAGUCAUAAUUACACACUUCUGGCCAUAAGCAUUUUGUAUAUUUGGAUAUUAUAGCCCCUUUGGGGGUAGGAACCCAGAUUAAGACAAAGAGAAAGUAGGUUGUUGUUGUUUUUUUUUUUUUUUUUCCUCCUAGUACUUAUUCCAGCUUCAUGAAACCAAAAGAAAAUUCAGAUCAUGGAGGAACUGGAGAAAGCAGUGAACUCUGGAAGAUUGGGAGGAAUGGGGUGCAGAAGUUAUAAUUUGCAGUGGUUCUCGAUACUUUUUGCAUAUUUAAAUCACCAGGAGCUUUAAAAAUAUUCAUUCUCCGGCCCCAUCUUGCAAAGUAGUUUUGUAUGCCCACCUUCCCUGCAAAAACACAGAGCUUUUGAAGAAUAUAGGUCCUACUCAAAGCUCACUAAAUCAGAAUUUCAUACAUUUGUGGGUUUUUUUGUUUUGUUUUAUGAGGAGCUUCUUAUGCAGCUGAGGUUGAAAACUUCAGGCACAUAUUGUAUUUUAGCAUUUUGCUAGGGAAAAUUUUCCUUAAAGCAGUAACAGAAUUAUCUAUUGACAGUUACAAAAGUAAUCGUUACAAAAGCACUUUGGGGGUGCAUUUUUAUAAAUUUUAAAUUGAAUGAGUUAAACAUGUGGAGCCAAAAGCAGCUUAUUGGGGUGGUAAAUAUUACAUAUGAAAAAACCUUAAGGCAAAAAAAAUUAAAGGUAAUCUUGAGUACUACCAGAAAAAGUGGGGUGGGCCACUUGGCAGUGGGUAUAGAAGUUGGACUUUCAGCUUUUGUAACUGACAGACUUCUGGGUAAUUUAACCUGGACCACCUUUUUUCCUUGUGGAAACCCUGCCCACUCCUGUUUUCUGGGGUUGCUAGGAGUUGUUGGAACUGUAGAGGUAAUGUUCUGUAAACAAACAAGUAAUGAAUGAAAUUCUACUAAAGUUCACACCCCGUGACGAAAUCUGGAAGUAAAAUAGCCACUUGUCACAGUCCAUCUUUAGCAACUAAAUUUGAAAUCUACAUUAUUCUAGGGGCUGUUGAUCAAUGGUAGACCAAAAAGACAUGAUCUCUGUCCUUAUUGGGAUUUGAUUCAGUCGGAGAGAUAUUUAACAAGUAAAUAUUCUAAUAGACAUAUAAUUUAUACUAAAUGCUGAGAAGGAAAACAUAGUAUAGCAGAGGGCAGGAUAAUAAUUGGUGGUUUGUCUGGAAGGCGCCUUUGGAGGAAUGACAGGUAAAGAUUAGAAGGAGCCAGCUCUUCACAGUUGGGGUAAGGGGUGGAGUUGGUGGAAGAGAGAAUAUGUGCAUAGGUUCUGGAACAGGCAAGACAGAAGUUAUAGUUUGAGGAGCUAAGAGAAGGCUGGUGGGACUUCAUGUGGUCUGGUGGUCUUUGGUGUCUGAGCCAUGUGAAGCUUACCAGCCCUACAACAGAAUGGAGCCCUAGCCAUCCAGGAGAGGAUGCAGUGGUGUCUUUUGCUGAUGUUGGAUGGGUAGCCAACGAAGAAGAAGAGUGUUCAACAAGACGAAGGACAGAGGUCAGAUCAAGGCAGCCCCUUCAGGAUGGCCUGCCUUUCUUUGAGAAGCCGCCAAGCAGGGAGCUUUCCUUACCAAACCUGUCUCCAGAAGAGCCUCAACUGAAGACGGCACUGGCAAAUGAGGAAGCACUACAGAAGAUCUGUGCCCUUGAAAAUGAACUUGCUGCUCUCAGAGCUCAGAUUGCCAAAAUUGUGACCCUGCAAGAACAGCAAAAUCUCAUUGCAGGUGAUUUAGAUUCGACCACAUCCGUUACUGUGGCCCCACCCUCUGUCCCACCACCUCCCCCGCCCCCACCUCCUCCGCCCCUCCCCACACCAGGGCUCCACCAAAGUGUAUCUGCUAUUGACCUGAUAAAAGAACGAAGAGAGAAAAAAGCCUGUGCUGGAAAGACUCAGGUUAAGAGCAGGCCAAAGAAACCGGAUAUGCCAAAUAUGCUAGAGAUCCUUAAAGAUAUGAACAGUGUAAAACUUCGGUCAGUAAAAAGGUCAGAACAGGAUCUAAAGCCCAAACCUGUGGAUGCUACCGACCCUGCUGCCCUCAUAGCAGAGGCUCUGAAAAAGAAAUUUGCCUUUCGAUAUCGAAGUGAUAGUCAAGGUGAAGUUGAAAAAGGAAUUCCAAAGUCUGAAUCAGAGGCCACCUCAGAAACAGUGUUGUUUGGACCGCACAUGUUGAAGUCUACAGGAAAAAUGAAGGCUUUGAUUGAAAAUGUUUCAACUUAAUAAUAGCUGAAGAAAAACUAUCCUUGUUCCAGCUGUUGGUUUGUUAGGGCUAUUUGGCUAGUAGAAAUCAACACUAGUUAGUAAAUACCUGAAUUUAGUAUUCAGUAGUCUCCUUUAGGUCUAAUAAAAAAGCACUCUAAGUCUGUGUUUGUUUUUAUGAGAAGGUUCUGAAGUUUUCCAUAACAGGUUUUUAAUGUGUAGCCAGGAUGUUAAGGUUUCUAGUCUUAACAAUUAUAUAGAUUUCAGAGGAAAGGACAUUGUAGAUGUAGAGUUUUUAAUUUUUGACACUAAUUUAUCUGUGCAAAUGUUUUAUAUGCAUAUAUUUGGGUAUAAAAUAGUACGUAAAAUGUAAUAAUGACGUCAGUGAAGCUGUCAGUGAUUUAUUACUCAGUGAUGGAACAGCUGGUAUAACACACAGUUGCUCGAGUGAAAAAUUUGGGAUUGGAACCUUUUUGCCUUGAAUAGGACUUUAGGACUUUUACCCUAGAUCCCCUCUCACAUUUCUUUAGAGAUGGGGGUUCAAGUAGGAACCAGAUAAUGUUUACUGCUGAAAAUUCCAUAAUGCUUUCAUUUAAAGGAAAGUCAAAGACCACGAAAGCUGCUUUCACUCCAGUGCUGAGAAAGAAAAUGUAGUUUUUAGAUAGAAAUCAAAUUAUUGAAUCAAAUCUAUAACAAGUGAAAACCAGAAUGUACCAUCUUUCUAUUCCAGUUUAAUAAAGGCAUCAUAAAGAUGGCUUGUUACUAAUAUGUAAUGUAAAUGGCAGCAUAAUGGAGUUGAAAUUUUUUAAAAUAUUGGUCGAAUGUAGUAGCUUUAUAAUGAAACACUUAAUAGGUGAAAGAAUUUCCUGUAAGUUAUCAUUGGUCUGCUAUUCUGUUGAAUUACACCACGCAGCAACCCUUAGGUGCUCAUAGGAGAAAAGCCGUUCUUGUGGAGGGCUUCCGAGGAAUGCUGUACAUGCUCAUUUGGGAAUGCUCAAUAAAACUUUAUGGUUUUCUGUAUUUCUGCAAAACUCAGCUGUAGUUAACGCAGAAUCUUCUACCAUGAGUAAAUACUUGGAUUUAUUUAAAUCUAGUAAAAAGUGGAGAUGGGAAGAGUAGACCUUUAAGUUAUUGAAAAUAUGUGCAAUGUUCUCAAUAUUAGGAAAUGUUAUUCAGCUUAAAUUUGAACUGUGGCUUAUUUUACACGUUUGUUGAUUUACAUUACAUUGUUUCUAAUUGUUUCAUAUGAUUUAAAAAUUCUGCCUUUAAAAGAAAUUCAGAAAAUUUGCCUAAAUUAUAUAUUUUGACCUUCUAAGCAAUUUAUAUUUGUAUCAGUAUUGAAUUUUGGCCAGUGCUCCAACUGAAGGAAGUUACUGUAUUGGAAUAAAGCAAAUUUGUAUUUUCCUUGGA